Molecule: messenger RNA, 3968 nt
Organism: Cherax quadricarinatus
Lineage: Eukaryota; Metazoa; Arthropoda; Malacostraca; Decapoda; Parastacidae
Source: RefSeq, a predicted model, not a curated record
AAAACUUGAUGCCGUGUUAGAGUCAAAGUUUUUAAAUUGUGCUUCAUAUGGUAAGUUACGAAUGCCUCACACAACCGCUGGAGCACGAGAUAACACCACUAGAGUUAUCAGUACUUUAGUCAUUUCUGAUUAUCCUAUCAGUGGAACAUAUUUUCUCCGUGUACUAGUGGCGCUGUAGCAGGAGACUCACCCAACGCCAUCGCAAAAACAAAAACAUCAAAAGCGAGUGUUAUGGAGCAGCAUUUGUUCUUGGUCAGUGUCACCACGUUAUUCUGUUAUCUGACAGUGGUGGCGUUAGGGAAGUAACCGUAGCUGGCAGUUCUCGUUGUAGGUGGGAAAACUUCAGCUGGCUAAUCCGGGACGUUGAUACAUUUACCCGCCCUCAUACCACUAACAAGUGACUAAAUCACCGUCAGGUCGACGUUGUGCUGCUUCGAGCCUAACAAGGUGUUUAUAUUAUUGUUAUUCACUAUAGUGAAGAACAUCUAGAGUUCGACGUAUAUUACUAACAUACACCUUCACAGGUUCAGUGAUGCAGUGUACUAUUUUCAUGGGAACAGUUCCGUGUGCAGUGCUAAAGCGAUUAAUUCAGUGUAUCUGAACAUUAGGAGUUCCAGUGAAAGGAUAAGGCAUUAAAUUUAAGCGUGUCCCUAUGUUUAUACUUCUUAGUGCUUUCACCAGUACCAUAAAAGAAAAGUGAAACUCAGUCAAAUAUUUUCUCACACGUGUGUUUGACACAUUAUUGUAAAUAGUAUUAAUAAGAAUACUAAUGAUUUUAAACCCUACCAAAAGUUUCUGCGAGUGUCAUCAUAGCAACAUUUGCAGAGUGGAAUAAGCAUCAGGUGAGCAAAUUAACGUUUCAAAGCCCAACUGAUCGAGUAACCUUCACUUUUGGAACCCACAGGGUCUGGAGAUCCAUAACCUCAAAACUCACCCCCAAGAGCUCUCAGGCCAGACCGUGGGAAGGGCCCCUCAUUUCCGCUUCAUUAGACAGCUUACUCUUCACAGUGACUAGUACCACCAUUAAGAAGCCAGCACCUUCGCCGAAGAGCUCACAUCUUCGCAUCGGGGCCCGCAUCUCUGCCCCUAAGUGCCCACACCUUCCUGAAGGAACCAGCUAACGCCUCCAAUAGUACACACAUCGCUGACUACCUUGUCUCUACCUAUUCAGUUAAGCAGUAAACUCCAGAAUGAGUGAAGAGGAGAUAUCGUUGGUACAGAGUGCCCUGGCAGGGGACUCCGCCAGGGUGAACGAAGCGCUUGAGAGCGGCGUAGCAGUGGACACGACUGAGCGUGGACGGACAAGUCUCCACCACGCUGCCGUCGAGGGCCACCUCGAUGUAGUCAAGGUCCUGCUCAACUGGAAAGCUGACGUCAACAAGAGGAGCAAAGCAGAGGAUGACAAUGGAGGAACACCACUGCACUUGGCGGCUGAGGAAGGUCACGCAGAUAUCAUGGAGCUGUUGGUGUCUGCUGGAGCAGACGCUGAAGCUAUCGACCUCAAAGGGCGGCGUGCGAGUCACAGGGCAGCAUCGAGGGGACAACUGGAGGCGCUGCAGCUUCUUCAGGAGAUCGGGUGUGACCUUAACGCAAGAGACAACGGGAAAGCCACACCCAUCCACCACGCCGCCUACUUCGGCGACCUCGACGUUGUCAAGUGGCUCUCGGAGAGCGGGGUGUACCUGGUUCUCAAAGACAAGAAUGGUCGCUUGGCCAAAGACGUGGCUAAGAAGUACGGCCAUAACAACAUACAUCGCUUCCUCAAGGAGAGCGCCAGCAAGAAAGGCACGUUUGGGACAGCAAAGGCUCGUAAGAGUAUGCGAGAUUCUUCGAGCCUUCAGCGACCCGUCCACCGACCGAGACCAAUGGUCGUGUCGGUGGACUCAGUCAAGAGCUCCCCACCAGCCACGGAGCAGGAAAAACAGAUGCAGCCAGACCUCAAUGAUACAGGCUCGUCACACGUGGAUCAGCACGUGGAUAGCACGUCGAUGGUGUCCUCGACGCGGAAGCACUCAACGGAGGAUGCCAGGCCUGCAGAGGGUUCACUCACUCCUCCCGACUCUCCAUUGAGUCGCAUGAUGGAAUCUAGGGUAGUACCAGAGCCGAGGCGCCGCACGUGGAGUUUGAGGUCCUCGAGAGGCAGAUCCAGUCUGAAGAGUCAGGUGGACGAACUCAUCGACGUCAAGGAGAGACACGAGGAGGAACUUCAGUGCCGGGACGAGGAGAUCACUCGACUGAAAAACAACUUUAGCCGGUUAGAGAACGAGAAGGUACUGGUGGAGGAGCAGCUGAGAGAGACGCGCCUUCACGUUGAUCACCAACAGAAGCAGCUGGCGGAGACGGUGUCCCUUCAGCAGCAAAUCCAGCAGCUCGCCCUGCAGAACGACGAGUACCAGAGUCAGCUGAACCAAAAUCAGAGCGAGGAGGCAAAGGUGCUGGAGCGAGAAGCUGUCAACAAACACACCAUUGAAACCCUCAAGAGGGAGGUGGAGCGACUCUCCCUUCAACUGAGAAGCAGCAAAGAAAACCUCUUGCAGACUCAGGAAGCUCUCCGUCAAGCUGAAGUCAAUAGCUCCUCCACCUUCCAAAUCGAGUCCCUUCAGAAGGAAAUAGAACAUCUUACUUGCAUGUUGAGCGAAACGGGCCAUAGGGCGCUCAGUAAUCAGGAGAAGAUGGAGCAGAAGAUUGCUACACUAAAAGAAAGAGAUGAAAGCCACACAAGUGUCAUAGAGGAGCUAACAGAGAAGAUAUCAGCACUGGAGAAGCUUGAAGAAGCUAACAAAAACACCAUAGUUGUGUUGUCUGAAAAGCUAAGAGAAGCUGAAGCAAGGGCUCGCAGCGACCAGAUCAAGCUGAGGGUAGCUGAAGAAAAGGCUUCUGUCGAUCAGGUAAACACAAGAGGAAAGACUGAAGGAGUGAUAGAACAGGAUGCCACAAACAAAGCGACCAUUGCCUCACUCUCCGCCCAAAUGAGCCAACUGGCGGAGCAAGACGACUCCAGCAAGGCUACCAUUGCCUCCCUCUCCGCUAAGGUGCAGCAGAUGACUCAGACCAUCGGUGAGAGGGACAACAAGACACUUGCCGUCCACAAGCAGCAACAGGCCAGGAUAGAGGAGUUAAUAGAAGAGAACGAGUCAAAACAGAAGACGAUCUCAGCUCUUACAAUGAACCUUGAUCAACUUAAUCAGAAACUUAAGGAGCGCCAGGAACACACUGCCUGGUAUCAGAACAAGUUGAAGCAGAAAGAGAAGGAGGUGGAGGAGAGAGACUACACCAUCACCGGACUUCAGCAGGAGGUGGAUGAUCACUCAAGGCUGCAAGAAUCCGAACAACAGAAGACUCCUUUCAGUCAGUAUGAGCGUGGAGGCACUAUGGUAGCACUACAGAAGCAAGAGGCGGCCAACAAGCAAACAAUCAAGGCCUUGGAGAACAGACUUCACCACCUGACCACUAAGAUGAAGGAUAGUGAAAAGGCUUCCCUCGAUGUUCAGCGGGAGCAGCUCGACACCAUCGCCUCGCUCAGAAAGGAAUUGGAACAACUUAAACAAAAGGAGAAGUCUGCUGAUGCACAGACUCACGACGACCCAGAGGUGCAUGACCUGAUGGAGGAGAAUCUGCAGAAGUCACUGGUCAUUGAGGCGCUCAACAAGAAGGUCGACAAACUCAACGAAGAACUCAAAAAGAACUUCAUGAAUUUCUCCUCCUGGCAGACUCAGCAGCAGGAGAAGGACAGAGAGGCAGAGCAGCGGGAAGCUGAGAGUCACCACACCAUCACCUCCCUGAGGCAGGAGCUGGACCAACUCACACAGGAGCUCGCCAGGGCCCAGCAGCAGCAGCAGCAGCAGCAACAACAGCAGAUGAAUGAGCAGCAUGCCUCCACAUCUAAUAGCUACUCCAGUCUCCCCCAUCAUCAGGUGAAUCACACCGCCCACACCAACAGAUACCAACCCAGGAACUUUAUCAAAUAG